UAAUUGUGGGGACAAGGUCAAAAUCGUCCAACUCGCUGAGACGCGUCGCGCCGCAGUUGAUAAAAAGACCCCACUUUGGGUUUGCGGCCGCAGAGAGGUUCGAUCUUCAGUAAAGAUGGCCUCGACUCGACUGCUGAGCAAGGAAUUACCAGACAUUGAGGACCUGCUGGCCCUGAAUCCGAAAAUCGCUCCGUUCGCCAGCGUGGUGCCUUCGGCGGUGACCAAGCAGGAGAAACUUAAGUGGAAGCGCAAUGCCAACAAAAACUGUACGUCUUGUCCAAGUCUGGAGAACAAUUUUGACGACAUCAAGCACACCACCCUGAGUGAAAGGGCAGCCCUGAAAGAAGCGGCCCGGUGCUUGAAAUGUGCCGACGCGCCCUGUCAAAAGUCGUGUCCGACUCAGCUGGACAUCAAGAGCUUCAUCACCAGCAUUGCCAACAAAAAUUACUACGGAGCCGCUCGAGCCAUCUUUUCGGACAACCCGUUGGGUCUGACCUGCGGAAUGGUGUGUCCGACGAGUGACCUGUGCGUGGGCGGGUGCAACCUGGCCGCCUCCGAGGAGGGUCCCAUCAACAUCGGCGGCCUCCAGCAAUUCGCCACCGAGGUGUUCCAGAAGAUGCGAAUUCCGCAGAUUUUGCGGCCAGGCUUGGUGCGUCCUGCAGGUCAUGACCGCAAAAUCGCCCUGCUGGGCUGCGGACCUGCGUCUUUGUCUUGCGCGACCUUCCUCGGCAGACUCGGCUACUCGGACAUCACCAUAUUCGAGAAGAAUGACUACAUUGGAGGCUUGAGUUCUGCAGAAAUUCCUCAAUAUCGUCUUCCCUAUGAUGUGGUCAACUUUGAAAUCGAUCUUGUUCGUGAUCUGGGAGUUAAAAUUGAAACGGGAAGGGCCCUGUCAACCCAGGAUCUGACAAUCAAGAGUCUUCGAGAGGAAAAAUAUUCGGCGAUUUUCAUCGGUAUUGGUUUGCCCGAUCCGAAAAAUUUUGGCGUGUUCGCUGGAUUGGGAGAAGCUCAGGGUUUUUUCACGUCCAAGAGCUUCCUUCCGCAGGUGUCUCGCGGCAGCAAAGCGGGAAUGUGCGCUUGUAAAUCGACCUUGCCCAAACUCUACGGGUCAGUCGUGGUCCUGGGCGCCGGAGACACUGCCUUUGACUGCGCCACCUCAGCACUGCGUUGCGGUGCCAGAAAGGUCUACGUCGUUUUCAGGCGAGGCACUACAAAUAUUAGAGCUGUUCCUGAGGAGGUCGAGCUCGCAAGAGAUGAAAAGUGCGAGUUUGUCCCAUUCCAGGCUCCUAAAAAAGUCUUGGUGGAGAAUGGAAGGAUUUGUGGCAUCGAACUCGUCCGCAACGAACAAGACGACAACGGCGAGUGGCACUUGAGCGACGACCAAAUAACAAGAAUUAAGGCCAAUUUCGUCAUCUCCGCUUUCGGCUCCACGCUGGACAACACUGACACCAAGGAAGCUUUGGCACCACUGAAAUUCAACAAGUGGGGUCUGCCUGAGGUCAACCCUGAGCUAAUGACUUCCAGCGAGGCGGAUGUUUUUCUCGGAGGAGACGUUGCCGGAGUAUCAGAAACAACAGUCGAGUCUGUCAAUGAUGGAAAAACAGCGUCCUGGAGCAUUCACAAAUACCUUCAAUCUCUGGAGGGCAAAAGCGUCCCUGAGGCGCCUCAACUUCCCAAGUUUUACACUCCGAUUGACGAUGUGGACUUGAGUGUGGAAGUUUGCGGGAUGAAAUUCCCCAAUCCCUUUGGUCUGGCGUCCGCACCACCAGCCACUACAAGUGCAAUGAUCAGAAGGUCAUUUGAGGCUGGCUGGGGUUAUGCGGUCACUAAAACGUAUUCCCUUGACAAGGAUAUUGUUACCAAUAUUUCACCUCGCAUUGUGCGCGGCGUCACGUCAGGCCACAAUUACGGUCCUGAACAAGGUUCUUUCCUCAACAUCGAACUCAUUUCGGAAAAGUCAUGUGCUUACUGGUGCAGAAGUGUAACGGAACUAAAGAGGGACUUCCCUGAUAAGAUUGUGAUUGCAAGUAUAAUGUGCAGCUUUAAAAAGGAUGACUGGAUUGAGCUCAGUAAACUGGCGGAAGAUGCAGGCGCAGAUGCCCUGGAACUCAAUCUCUCUUGUCCCCAUGGAAUGGGAGAGUCUGGAAUGGGCCUAGCGUGUGGACAAAAACCAGAGCUUGUCAAAGACAUUUCGCUGUGGGUUCGAUCUGCUGUGAAAAUUCCCUUUUUCGUCAAAUUGACCCCGAACAUCACUGAUAUCGUCGUAAUUGCAAAAGCUGCCUACGAAGGUAAAGCUGAUGGCGUCUCUGCAAUCAACACCGUUUCUGGUCUGAUGAGUCUCAAGAGUGAUGGAUCGGCCUGGCCUGCUGUGGGCAAGGAAAAGCUCACAACGUACGGUGGUGUGUCCGGAAACGCAAUUAAGCCCAUGGGUCUGCGAGCUGUGUCUGCAAUUGCAAAUGCCCUGCCAGGCUUUCCUAUUCUUGGAAUAGGAGGCAUCGACUCUGCCGAUGCAGCCUUCCAGUUCCUCAUGGCAGGUGCCUCUGUUGUUCAGGUUGGAAGUGCGAUUCAAAAUCAAGAUUUCACCCUCAUCGACGACUACUGCUCUGGUUUGAAAACACUGCUCUACUUCAAAUCACUGGAGCACCUGAAGGACUGGGAUGGCCAAUCACCUCCUACACCUGUUCACCAGAAAGGAAAAUCUGUCACUUUGAUGAGUUCCAUUGGAAAGCAACUGCCUCAUUUUGGCAACUUCCUUGAUGAACGUGAAAAAGUGGAAGUGGAAAUCAAGAAAAAGGAAGGUCCCUUAUCUGAAAAGAACCAGCCGACCGUCAAUCGUCCCGCUCCGCUGCCUUCAAAGGUGCCGAGUCUGAGUAAUGUGAUUGGGAUGGCGCUUCCGCAGAUUGGUGCGUACAAGAGACUGGACAACAAACAGCAAGUCGUUGCCCUGAUCAAUGACGAUAUGUGUAUCAAUUGCGGCAAGUGCUACAUGGCUUGUAACGAUUCCGGAUACCAAGCUAUCACUUUUGACGCUGAGACUCACAUUCCACACGUCACAGACGAUUGCACCGGCUGCACAAUGUGCGUUUCCGUUUGUCCUAUCAUCGACUGCAUAACUAUGGUCAAAAAGACGAUUCCUCACGUCAUUAAGCGCGGAGUGGCUAUCAAUAACGCUCAGCAUGCUAUUAAUGAAUGUCAGUAGUCGCAAUUUCCAAUUUUUAAAUUUUAUCGUGGUUUUGGAUUUUUAAUUGGGCUAAAACAAAACAGAUUUGGUAGCUGAAAGUUGUUAAUCUAGGCUUAAUAAAGAACCCAAAUUUUUAAAUAAUCUUAAUAAUGUUUAAACAAUUUUGAUCAAAUUAUGCAUCAAAUUUUAUACAGAAAAAUCUGACUUGGAGGGUCCUAAUCAAAGAGAAACUUAUUGUGUCUUUCAUUAUGUGCACUUGUUGAGCUUUGCAUAUUAUUAGUUAGAAUCUCCUGCAAAAUCCAGAGUAUGCAGCCCGCGCCACAGAAAAGCUCCCACGGUUGCAUACAUUCAACUAAAAAAAUCAAUACAUCGUAGCUUAUGAAUAUAAUAUAAAUCAAGGAAAUAAAAAUAAGAGAUAAAAAUUCAUUUUAAAAGUUUAUUCUUCGUUUUAUGUGGAUUACUUUAUUAAAUUAUAAAGAAACUAAUAGCACUAUUUUGUCUCACUCUAACAAUUCUGGCUGUACAAAAUUUUGUUCCUUUUUUGUAAUAGAAAUCCAAUCGGUUUGUCAUAGUCGUCCACUUUCACACACAUAUAUGAUCAAUAAAUAAUUAAAUGUCAGCUUAAUAAAUAUUACAGAGAUA
Molecule: messenger RNA, 3823 nt
Organism: Neocloeon triangulifer
Lineage: Eukaryota; Metazoa; Arthropoda; Insecta; Ephemeroptera; Baetidae
Gene: su(r)
Product: dihydropyrimidine dehydrogenase [NADP(+)]
Exons: 18
Coding region: 116-3199 (1027 amino acids)
Biological process (GO): thymine catabolic process; 'de novo' pyrimidine nucleobase biosynthetic process; uracil catabolic process
Cellular component (GO): cytosol; cytoplasm
Molecular function (GO): iron-sulfur cluster binding; dihydropyrimidine dehydrogenase (NADP+) activity; uracil binding
Source: RefSeq, a predicted model, not a curated record